AUGUCCAAGUCAUCAUCGAGCCCUGCCAAGAUCUGUGAUCAAUCACCAACGAACAAAACAUCAAAAUGCUGCUCUGGCAAGAAAUUAGUGAGCUACAGAUGCAAAGUGAGGUUAAUGGCCACCAUCUGCAUCUUGCUGAUGGCGGCUGCUGGAGCCUUAUUGUAUUUCCUUCUCAGCAAGAGAGGACCUGGUGAUGCAGAGAUCGUUGUGUCUCUUCCCAAAACACGUAAUUGGUUCCCACAGUGUCCAGGUGAGCCUUUGAAACCUGAAGAACGAUUCAACUGCUAUCCAGACGAUCCGUCAGUGAGCAAGGCAGCAUGUGAAAUUAGAGGUUGCUGCUUUGUUGGAUAUUUCAUGGAAGAUAACGUUACUGUCGAAGAUUCCCGAAUUCCGACUUGCGUAUACCCUCGUAAUUACGGAUAUGCAGCUACUGGCAAAGCUGAAGCCAUCUUCAACGGCUUUGAAGUUCCUUUGAGACGAAUGACAGCUCCCUCGCGAUAUGGCGAUGACAUACAAGUAGUCUACAUGAGGGUUGAAAUGCAAACAAAGUAUAGGCUUAGAAUAAAGUUUUACGAUCCUGAGAACAUUCGCUAUGAAGUUCCAUCUCCUGCAAUUCCAGUUCAUCCCUCUCCUCAAAUUUCGGAAGCUAAUGCUCGAGAAGUAUUUUUAUAUUCUGUUACAUACAACACUGUUAGUUCGCCGUUUUCUGUUAAAGUAAGACGAUCCAGCUCAGAUGCAGUCAUAUUUGACACUUCUGUUGGUGCUCUUACAAUUGCAAAUCAGUAUCUAGAGCUAACUACAAAAUUGGCUUCUGAAAAAGUAUAUGGAUUAGAUCAAUAUUUUUCUAAAGUAUUUAAACAUGAUUUCAAUUGGCAAGAACUUGGUCUGUUUUCUUCUUCUAAUUUGGAUGGAAAUUUUUCAUCUGGUGUUCACCCAAUGUACUUAUGUGUCGAAAAUAAUGGAAAUGCUCAUGGUGUUCUUCUGCUCAAUAGUGAUCCAAUGGAGAUUCAACUCCAUCCAUCCCCUGCAAUUACUUUUCGAACUCUUGGUGGGCUGCUGGACUUAUAUUUGUUUUUGGGACCCUCGCCUGAAGAAGUUAUUCAGCAAUAUACUGAAGCUGUUGGACACUCUUUUAUGCCACCGUACUGGUCCUUAGGAUUUCAUGCUAGCAAACCACGUUAUAAAUCUGUGAAUGAAGUUGAAGAAUUUGUUAACGGAUUUAAGGAAGCACAUAUUCCUGUGGAAGCCUUUUCUGUAAAUAUGGAUGUGAUCAAAAGCUAUAUAUCAGGAGCUUAUGAGUUUGCUGGGUUUUCAAACUUUACAUCAAAAUUAUCUGGUAGGAAUCAGAAACUGUUAAUAAGUUUUGAACCUAAAAUAUCUGCAGAAGAUGUGUUGCAAAGGGAUUCAAUAUACAACUUUGGGCAGCAAAAUAGUGUUCUUAUUACUGACAAGUGGGGCCUGCAUCCUAUAGUUGGAAUGGUAGGUAGUAAGAGAGUUGUUUAUCCUGACUUUGGAAGUACUGCAGCUGUGACUUGGUGGGCAAAAGUACUAAAUAAAGUAGCUUCAAGCAUAGAUAUUGAUGGCUUGUGGUUGGUGAAUAACUUUCCUAGAAAUGAUGUUGAUGGUUCCAUAAAUGACUGCUUAGAUGACAAUCUAAAUAGGCCACCAUAUCUUCCUAGUAUAAUAAAUAAUACACUGUACCACAAUACCCUUUGUCUGGAUGCAAUGCUGCAUUGGAAGGAUGAUGCAAUAACACAUUAUGAUUAUCAUAACUUCUAUAGCCUUUCUUCAACCAUAGCAACUGAGCAAGCAUUUAGCGUUAUUUAUGCCACGAGAAGAAAAUUAAUGUUGACUGACUCAACAUUUGUUGGAAGUGGCCAAUAUGCUGGCCAUUUAGUUAAGGGACUCAAAUGUGAUUGGAAAGGCUUGAAGUCUUCUGUAUCGAUAAUUUUGAAAUUAAAUUAUCAUGGAAUUCCAUUUUCAGGCAUGAACAUAUGUGGAGAUGAAGGAGAAUCUAGUGAAUUUAAUGAGGAAUUACUCCUGAGAUGGUUUCAGUUGUGUUCAUUUUAUCCUUUUAUGCAAAUGCAUGGCUCAGUGGUAUGUCAUUUUUUUUCUAGAGGGAUAUCAGAUCAGGACUUUUUGCAUGCUGUUCGAGAUGCCAUAUCCAGGAGAUAUGAGUUGUUGCCUUAUCUUUAUACAUUAUUUUAUCUAUCUCACAUCAAAGGUUCUACAGUUCUGCGACCACUGUUUCAUGAGUUCCCUUUUGAAAAUGAAACAUAUUCUAUAACAUCCCAGUUCAUGUGGGGAUCUUCUCUUUUAAUAUCACCUAUAUUGGAAAAGGGUUCAACUGAAGUUAACUUUUACCUUCCUGAAGGUGUAUGGUAUGAUUUUUAUCAAGGACUAGCUAUUUAUAGUGAUGGUACUUGGUUUACCGAAUCUGGUGGUCCUUUUCAUGACAGCAAGCAACCUGCUGUUUUACAUAUUAGAGGUGGCCAAAUUAUAACUUUGCAAAAGCCAUCUGAAACAAUAACUGCAAGUCGACAGAAUUCCAUGAGCUUACUUGUUGCUUUGAAUUCAUCCUUUCAUGCAAGUGGAUUUUUAUAUUGGGAUGACGGUGAAACUAAAAAUUCACUUAUUUCUGGUGAAUACAUAACUAUUGAUAUGCAUGCUAAUAAGACUUCUUUAAUUGUUGAUGGCAAAGUUGGUAAGAAAGUAUUCAUGUCUAAUUUUUAUCGAGCUGUCAUACAACAAGUAAGAAUAAUGGGACUGCACAAACCACCAAAAAGAAUUGUUAUUGAUGGGAGUUACAUCUUGUCAAACAAACAAUAUAGGUGGAACUUGGAUUAUGAUGUUUUAGAUCUGAAGCACAUACUAAUUCCUCUUGGAAGACGGACAGAAAUUCAGUGGUUUUUCUGAUCAGAACAUGAAUUUUUAACAAUUAGAUGAGCAGUCUGCUGGCAGACUGACAAUUAUUUGAUUGCAGAUUGUUUUGCUGCAUUUUUAAAACAUUUUUUACUCAUCAGAGCUUUGUAAAGUACUGUGAUUUCAUGACGAUUGUUUUCUAAUGAUUUGCAAUGUAAAUUUCAAUGUUCAUUUUAAAACUCUAUAUGUUACAUUAUGAAGAGUUAAAACCAAUAUUUAAGCUAAUUUAAUAGUUUUUUUAAUUUUUUUUUAAAUAUUCAUUUACGCAUUUUGAACAAAUUAUACUGAAUCUUAUCAAAGGAUUCUUUUGUUCAUAAAUGAUAAUGCUUGUAAAACUGAUUUCACUAGAGACAGGAUUUGCUGUAUUCCUCCCCCCCCCCCACCAUUUAAAAGGUAGAGGUAGUGUUAAAUGUUAAUAAAAAGUUUGUGCCAAAUUUUAAAAUGUUGACAUUUGAUUAUGUAGAGUGGCCCCAUAGUGACCUGUUAUUUUUAAGUUUAUUACAUUAAAAUUUCUAUUUUUCAUAACUGUUUUAAAUUAUUAUCCAAGAAAAUUCCCAAAGAAAAACAGCACAAAGUAUCCCAUUACCAUAUAUAUGUUGAGUGUUAAAUGUUUCAACAGCAGAAAAAUGCAUUUAUGAAGCAUAUUUAAAUAUAAUUUUUGAAGUUUAUACUUGUAUCACAGUGAAAUAUAAGUGAUUUUAGAAUGUUGAUAUGUGUCAUUUAAAAACUUUUUUAGUCCUGCAUUCCUUCAAAGCUUUAAUUUCUGCAUUUUUACUGAGCAGUCAUUUUGGAACAAUGUGAUAUCUGUAUUUUUGUGCUAUUUCAGAUUUUGGUAGUAUAAUUUUAGAAGAGUUUAUACUUUACUAAUAAUAAAGCUGAAAGUCUCUCUCUGUCUCGGUGUUCCGAGGAUGUCUGGAUCUCUGUGGACGCGCAUAGUGCCUAGACCGUUCGGCCGAUUUUCAUGAAAUUUGGCACAAAGUUAGUUUGUAGCAUGGGGAUGUGCACCUCAAAGCGAUUUUUCGAAAAUUCGAUGUGGUUCUUUUUCUAUUCCAAUUUUAAGAACAAGAUUAUAAGAUGGACGAGUAAAUUACGAAAUUAUCAUAACAUGGAACC
Messenger RNA from Uloborus diversus, 4035 nucleotides. RefSeq names its product sucrase-isomaltase, intestinal-like. The record is from RefSeq and is a predicted model, not a curated record. Lineage: Eukaryota; Metazoa; Arthropoda; Arachnida; Araneae; Uloboridae. Gene Ontology annotation, molecular function: alpha-1,4-glucosidase activity; carbohydrate binding. Gene Ontology annotation, biological process: carbohydrate metabolic process.